AUGGCCGACACCGAUGCUCAGCAAUGGAACGGCGACGCCGCCCGCGACGCCGCUCGUGAGACCGACAACGCCCAGUGGAAUGGCGGCCGAAGCCCCUCGCCUAGGGGCGCUGCGACCCCUCCUCGCCGCGAGCGCGAGCGAUCUCGCUCUCCCAUGCGCACCGGCGAGGAUGACCGUGGACGUGCUGAUCGCCGCGACGGUGGUGACAACAACCCCGGUAACAACCUUCACGUCUCUGGUCUGAGCAACCGCGCCACUGACCGAGACCUUGAGGAAGCUUUCGGCAAAUAUGGAGCAAUUCAGAAAGCCCAAGUCAUGUACGACCCUCACAGCCGCGAGCCAAGAGGCUUUGCGUUCGUCACCUACGAAAAGGCCGAGGACGCCGAGGCGGCCAUCACUGCGAUGCACGGCACCGAGUUCCUCGGCCGCAAGCUUACCGUCGAAAAAGCCCGUCGUGGACGAGCGCGCACUCCCACCCCUGGUCGCUACUACGGACCUCCCAAGGCGGGACGUGAGGGCGGUCCUCCUGGUGGUGGCUACGGCGGUGGUCGUGGAGGCUACGGUCGUGGUCCCCCUCGCGGCGGCUAUGGCGACGACCGCUACGGCGGCCCUCCUCCUCGCGGCGGUGGCUACCCACCCGCUUACCCUCCCCGAGACCCGUACGACCGCUACGGCCCUCCUCCCGGUGGCCGCCCUUUCUCGCCUCCACCCAUGCGCGGUGAUCCCUACGACCGCUACGGUCGAGGCCCGCCCGCUAUGCGCGACUACCCGCCUCGCGACCGCGACUACCUGCCUCCCCCUCCCCGCGGCGGCCCUGGAAUGGACUACCCUCCUCGUGGCGACUUCCCCCCACGCGGCCCUCCUGGCGACUACCCCCCACCCCGCGGGUACCGUGAUAUGUCUCCGCCUGGCGGGCGCGGUGGUAGGUACGACGACCUGCCCCCUCCCCCGCCGCGCGCCGGUGGUCCCAGGUACGACGGCCCUCCCCGUCCCAGGUACGAUGACGCCGGCCCGCCUCCGCGUCGCUACUGA
Messenger RNA from Kalmanozyma brasiliensis GHG001, 1032 nucleotides. RefSeq names its product RNA recognition motif domain protein. Lineage: Eukaryota; Fungi; Basidiomycota; Ustilaginomycetes; Ustilaginales. Bases 1 to 1032 code for a protein of 343 amino acids. Gene Ontology annotation, biological process: positive regulation of mRNA splicing, via spliceosome. The record is from RefSeq and is a predicted model, not a curated record. Gene Ontology annotation, cellular component: spliceosomal complex. The transcript is spliced from 4 exons. Gene Ontology annotation, molecular function: RNA binding.